CGUUGACGCAGCGGCGACAUGCGCCGUCUGCUGCGACACCAUUCCGACAAUGGCGCGGCCCAAGCUUCCGCUUCCUGCCGACUUCUUCCGAUGUCCUAUGCUGUCUUCCGACGAGGAAACUGAGUUCCUGCGCAAAGCCAGUGCCAACGCCGCUGACUUGGUUGCGCACAGCAUCUUGGACGGCACAGGUCCGCUGCAAUGGACACUCGAGUCGAAUAUGAGCGACAUCCACAUUUACACAGCUAACGACCCGACGCUUCCCUCGCACGUGUUGUGUUACGCUGGCGUUGUCGAAAUCCAAGCAUCAGUGAACGAGGUCGCGUCACUCUUCCAGACCCACACCACCGACGAGUACAAGGAGUUUCGGCGGCGAUUUGCGUCCGACCUGCUGGAUGGCCACAAUUUGUACACCCUCGUUCGACCCACAGACGAGCAUCCGUUGAAAGCAGUCAACAUCAAGUGGACUGUCAAUGAAAUGCCUGGCAGCGGUCUGCUCAAGAACCGCGACUGGUGCUUCCUCGAGAGCAUGUACGAGUUUGAGCAGGACGGACGGCGCGGAUGGGUGCGCGCCGUGUACUCGACAGAACUCGGCUGUUGCCCCGACUUUGAAUCGACCCUCGGCGUCGUCCGCGGCACGUUUUUCCGAUCGGGCCACGUCUUUUCCGAGUCGGACCGCCCAGGCUACAUUCGUGCCACGCAUCUCUUCCAAGCGAGUAUGAACGGCGGAUUCCAGAAAGGUUUGGUGCCGUCGUGGGAGAUCAAGGCAGGUGUGCGCCGCCGCAUUCGUGGGAUUAGCGACAUUCAAACGUUUGUCCGCGAAACGAGAUUGAACCAAGGUCCGCUCAUCGACACAUGUGACCUUGUCGCAAAGUCGGCGCGCGCGCGGUGCCAUCUCUGCAACAAGAAGUUUGGCCCUCUCAUUCGGAAAGCGCGAUGUCGAAAGUGUGGCGAGGUACACAAGUCUUUGCUUUCUCCAACGCCAGCAACUCAAGUUGGUACAAUGCACAGGUGGUGUGCCACAGCUGCAGCAGUCUCUGGACCCUUACCGUGUCGGACGCCCCCGUUCGAGCGUGCUCUGCAUGUUCACUCGGCCUCGUCGCACCUCAUGCAGAUGUCGCCAAGGCAAUGAAGGCUGUCCCACCGACCAUGGUCGCUGGACGCACGUACAAGGACGACGGAUGUCUUGGGCACUCCCACUUGGACAAACUCAUGCAACACACAAGCGAAGAUGCGCCAGAACGCCACCAACUGCCCUCCCAACCCGGUCUCGCAUCCACUCACACGCGCGACGCACUCGUUGACAUCGGUCUGCUCGAACGAGAACAGCACCAACACCAGCCACCCAUCCACCACUCUGUCGAUGGCGUCGACGAGGACGCCGUGCACUCUACUGCAGCCUAACUCGACGCACUACAUGCCGCCGACGAUCGUGAUAGUUUGCCGUUUGUCAGUAGGUCGACGGUGGAAAAGCUUUGCGUCGAUGCCAGUAGCCACGACGCAAGACGAUCACGUGCACAUUUGAAACCAGUAACCCAUGAACGUGUACGAUACCAUUCCCA
Messenger RNA from Aphanomyces invadans, 1559 nucleotides. RefSeq lists its product as hypothetical. The record is from RefSeq and is a predicted model, not a curated record. Gene Ontology annotation, molecular function: metal ion binding. The transcript is spliced from 3 exons. The coding region runs from base 50 to 1129 and encodes 359 amino acids. Lineage: Eukaryota; Oomycota; Saprolegniomycetes; Saprolegniales; Verrucalvaceae.